GAACAUAGCAUUGACAACCUCCAUUUUAAGUUCAGAAACGACAUGUUAUGGGUUAAGGAAAAAGUUAAAAAACCUACACAUAAGUUUACGUGGUUCUUAUUAUCUAAAGACACCUUUCACCUAGUUAUUUAUGUAUGAUCAACAUAUGUAUGGACUUUUGCCCUGGCUCAUGUUUGUUUAAGAUAAACUAAGUAUAGUUCUACAACAUUUGUGUAAACACAGAAAACAUAUGUUUUAGGUCACAUCCAUAUAUUAAUUGAACUUAUAUAACACGUACUAGCUAAUGGUAAAUGAUUAACCUGAAUGUAUUCUUGAAAUUACACGUAUGCCUUUUGGGAAAACCCCUCCUAUGUCCUUCUAAAUCUGUAUAUAAGAGGGGCUCAGCCCGAGUAAAGGUAGAUAUCUUAUGAUCACAAAGCAUGCUUGUGUCCUGUGUUAUUAUUUGAUAUCUCCAGGCCUGUGGGGGCUUACGGAAACUCUUUCCUGCAUUGAACCUAUACCUGCCUGGGUGGUCUUGUAACCAAGGUUCAUAAGAAUUUGGAGGCUUCGUCCGGGAAAAGCAAAUCUAACUGAGAAACCAACUCAUCCCUUUCAAGUGGGAGAUGUCGUAGUGGUCCAGCAACUGAAGCGUACCAAGAAGGAAGAGUAUCCAUUUGGACCUCCGACUACAGUGAUCGCGGUUACCCGAACAGCUAUUCUGGUAGAGGGACAACAGGCUUGGAUCCAUGCCAGUCGUGUGAAGAAGGUGAACCAAGCACCUAAGAAGCAAGCCAAGGAUAAAGGAGGUGAAGAAGGUGAUACAAAUCCUCGAACAGUGAGUGAAGCAGGUGGAAAAAAAGUCUCUGAAGAAGAUGACGUCGCUUAUUUCACCACAGACUUCUGGGAAGGUCUUGUGCCUCUUAUUCUGGGCUGCCCUGAUCGUGUUCCUGCCAAUUUGGCUGACAACUAACUGUAUUUAUCAUCCUGAAGAUUUGGGACACAUAACAAGCAUUUGUGGAGCCUCUAACACUCCACAACAGAAUAAUAUGAAUAAUACACAUGACAGACACAAGAGAAAUGAAAACUCAGAAAGUUUUACAGAUAAAAUGUUAUUAUUGAAGUUUAAAUAUGCCUAUGCCCAGAAGUCUGGAUAUGAAAAAUGUUGGAUAUGUAGUAAACUCCAUCCUAGCACUGCUAGAAUCCCCCUAAUGGCAGUGCCUCUAAACUUCACCCCCCUCCUUAAUGGCACACCUCCUCUCAUCCUUACAAAUGUCAUAAGAACGCUUUCAAAUAAUACCCUUACUUUUCAAAUUAUUAGUAGAAGUUAUUUCCCAGACUGGUGUUUUAGGUUGGUGAACUCCACAAAGGGAGCUGAAGUUUGCCAACAAGCUAAAAUUAACUUUUCAAUUACUUCAAUUGAAAGCCCUUUCUUUCACACUUCAGAACCUGCCCUAAACACCACUCUAAUGGACUUUCUUAACUCUAGUUCCACUUCCACAGUAGGACAAUUUUUGUCAAGUUUAACCUUUUCCAGUCUUUCUGAUGAAAUGAUGACAAUAUUUAACAAACGACCCCUAGCUUUAGGAAACAGUAUUUAUAUCUGUUGUGGGAAAACAUGUUAUCCAUGGAUUCCCAUGGACCCUCAGGGAUGGUGUUACCUUGCAUCACUGAUCCCUAUAAUGGGUGUGUUGGGGGAUGAUAAGGGAAGACACCUAUUAGAGGCCAGUAUGCAUCCCAGAUACCUCCUUAAGCAUUGUGAAAGACAGGAUUUAUUCCAAGAAAAGGAUAUGGCAUGGGCAUGGUUUCCCUCAUGGAGUGGGUGGGGAAUAGACUUAAUGAAAAGGUUGAAUAAUUACGCUGGAAUUAUUGAUGAAAUAAUGGAAAAGAAUUCUGAUGAUAUUACUAAAUUAAAUAUAGAAACUAGAGCAAUUAGAAAACAAUUAGAAUUACAUGAGUUAGCCAUAGAAAGCAUGAGUGCUGCUUUUACUGGGUUAUGUGAAAAUACAGAAGUUUAUGAGUGUUGUACCUGGUUCCAUAACACAAGUAUUGAGGUACCAGAUUAUUAUGAUAUAAUUGCACAACACCGAAAAGAAGUAUGCAAAUUACAAGAUGAAGCUAGAAAUAUUGCCAAGACAUGGGAUCCUUUUGCAAACCUAAGUUCUGGAGUAGGAAUACUGACAUGGUUAAAAAGUGCUGCCAUAACCAUCAUUAUGAUUAUUCUUUUUGUUUUGUUCCUAUAUGCUUGUUAUAAGCUUAUAAUGUGCAUAAUUGUUAAGGCAUCCCGAAUCCCUGAUCCUGCUGCUGCGAAUAGGAUUUAUCUGAGUAUGUAUUAUGAUAAAAGAAGGAUUAUAUAACUGUGAGACAUACUAUGUCUCAAAAGAGAGGAUUUGUUAAGAACAUAGCAUUGACAACCUCCAUUAUAAGUUCAGAAACGACAUGUUAUGGGUUAAGGAAAAAGUUAAAAAACCUACACAUAAGUUUACGUGGUUCUUAUUAUCUAAAGACACCUUUCACCUAGUUAUUUAUAUAUGAUCAACAUAUGUAUGGACUUUUGCCCUGGCUCAUGUUUGUUUAAGAUAAACUAAGUAUAGUUCUACAACAUUUGUGUAAACACAGAAAACAUAUGUUUUAGGUCACAUCCAUAUAUUAAUUGAACUUAUAUAACACGUACUAGCUAAUGGUAAAUGAUUAACCUGAAUGUAUUCUUGAAAUUACACGUAUGCCUUUUGGGAAAACCCCUCCUAUGUCCUUCUAAAUCUGUAUAUAAGAGGGGCUCAGCCCGAGUAAAGGCAGAUAUCUUAUGAUCACAAAGCA
Molecule: messenger RNA, 2793 nt
Organism: Rana temporaria (common frog)
Lineage: Eukaryota; Metazoa; Chordata; Amphibia; Anura; Ranidae
Exons: 2
Coding region: 852-2333 (493 amino acids)
Source: RefSeq, a predicted model, not a curated record